AUGUCAGCUGCAGAGGGCCAUGACCGAGACCGAACUGUUACGCCGGCGAACCCCACAUCGGUAGCAGAUCAAGUUGCCGUCGGGGUCAUCGUCCUUGAGAGAACUCGAAACUUUGACACAAGGGACCUUCAAAUGCCCCUCGAGUUCGGCAUUAUUCACAGAGACACUUCGAAGACUCUCACAGUAUUUAAUUCCCAGCAGUCUGUGUUCUUCUACCCAGGUGCCACGAGCACAGUUACUCGCCUUGUCAUAGACACCGGGGGCAAUCACAAAGUCGUCCGACACUCUAACAUCGUCCUAAACCCGGCGACGCUCUCCCGUCAGGCGCCACAGUGGGCUAACUCGGCACGGCUACGCCAGGAUAUGACCGUACUUGGAAUAUACGACAUCGCUACCUUUAGAAUAGAACGCGAGGAUCCAUCAAAAAAACCCUCGGAAAUCAUCCUGAAUGCCGUCCUCGACCCACCGCAAGUGCCUAUCUAUUGUUCCAGCGCAGAGUGGGCAGCGGCACAGGCUCAUCGCGUGUGCCAAAAUUUCUUCAUGCCGUGGCUGAGCGUUUACCCUGCUCCCGCAACUGAUAACAAUAUUUGUCCUCUUCGGAUAAAAUACUUGGAGAAGAUCGGUAGGCUUAUCCGUGAUGAUUAUGCUAGACCCAGCAGGGGCGACGAAGCAGUAUGCUACAUCUCUGGGUCGUAUGACCAUUAUUUAAAGGUGACAGAGGUGGGCCAUAUAGAGGGGCCCGAGAAGCGGAUCCCUGUAGUCAAAAUCUGGCGUGUCGAGCAUGAGGUUGCGGAGACUUAUAGAUCAAUACCCAUUGACACUGAAGAACUCCGCAGUACCGUCGCAGUCGUCAGUUAUCCUCGGAGUGACAGACACGAAGGAGAGUGGAGUGGAGAGGCGGAAGGAUUUUGUUUCAUGGAUGAAUUCCUCGCCCCAGGCGAACGCACGCUCAUCUCUGAGAGUAUACCGGCAUCACGACAUAGUACCAGAUCCCACCAUACUGCGACCCAAAUCCAGCACGUCGAAUGA
This is a messenger RNA of Stereum hirsutum FP-91666 SS1, 1029 nucleotides long. RefSeq lists its product as uncharacterized. The transcript is spliced from 4 exons. NCBI's taxonomy places the organism in Eukaryota, Fungi, Basidiomycota, Agaricomycetes, Russulales, Stereaceae. The record is from RefSeq and is a predicted model, not a curated record. The coding region runs from base 1 to 1029 and encodes 342 amino acids.